AGCAAGAAAAUCAAUAAAGUAGGGAACUUUUAGGGUAUCUUUUCUACGUCGGAACGUUCGUUGUAAAGCGGCUGCAUCAAACGACCCACCCUCAGUAGUAUAGUUUGUUGACUCCAUGGCACAACCCACAAAGAGCUCCGUAAAAAUGUGGCCGACAUGGGUCGCUUUGGUUCUGCUGAUCUUGUCCACCGAAAGGCAGAUACAAUCCGCCACAUUCACGGUAACAUCCCAGGUGUACUUGGACGUAUCGAUUGAUGGCGAGCAGAUUGGACGCAUCAUCAUCGGCCUGUUUGGUACUGAGGCCCCAAAAACGGUGGCCAAUUUUCGGCAACUUUGCACCGAUGGAGUAGAGGGAUUUACGUACAAAGGAAGUCGAUUUCACCGCGUGAUUCCCAAGUUUAUGAUCCAAGGUGGAGAUGUCGUAUCGGGUGAUGGUCACGGUGCAAUCAGCAUCUACGGGCAGUACUUUGAGGAUGAGAAUCUGAACAUCAACCACACGUGUUCGGGCUUCAUAGCGAUGGCCAACCGAGGGCCAGACACCAAUGGAUGCCAGUUUUAUAUCACGACGAUGCCCACGCCCUGGCUCGACGGGAAGCAUACCAUUUUCGGAAAGGUAUUGGAUGGCCAUGGAGUGGUACACAAAGUGGAACAGACCAAAACAGAUACGGACGACUAUCCGGUGAAACCGGUCAUCAUCGAUGAUUGUGGUGACCAUCCAAUGGGAGGAGAGUUUACAAUUUCCGAUGAUCCGUACGAUUUGUGGGCAUGGAUUAAGGCAGCCUAUUUGCCCCUCGGGAUGUCCUUUUCCAUUUUGGCCUUCUUCCAGUACAUCAUCCGAAAGCUGGACUCUUACACGAACGUCGAUGAAGUUCAAGACGAGCCGGUGCCAAAAAUUGCUGCCAAAAUCGAUUAAUAAGUCCCCACUAUCGAAUAAAACAUACUUCGCUUGGUGAGCGCGAGCU
Anopheles darlingi is the source of this 962-nucleotide messenger RNA. RefSeq names its product peptidyl-prolyl cis-trans isomerase, rhodopsin-specific isozyme (gene ninaA). The coding region runs from base 116 to 913 and encodes 265 amino acids. Lineage: Eukaryota; Metazoa; Arthropoda; Insecta; Diptera; Culicidae. Gene Ontology annotation, biological process: protein folding; protein peptidyl-prolyl isomerization. Gene Ontology annotation, cellular component: intracellular membrane-bounded organelle. The transcript has 4 exons. Gene Ontology annotation, molecular function: peptidyl-prolyl cis-trans isomerase activity. The record is from RefSeq and is a predicted model, not a curated record.